AUGGCCGGAUUGGAAAUAGUUGUCGGAACGUACGAGGAGUUCAUUGUCUGCUACCGAACAGAACCCUUGCGGCUGGAUCCAAACAAGUUAUUCCUCAAAGAAACCUUUGCUGCCCAUCUUCAUACGUCAUCAGUGCGAUCGAUUGCUUCUAACCGAAACUAUGUUGCUACAGGGGGAGCGGACGAUAGGAUUUGUCUGAUAGACAUGCAGCACGGUACAAAGGUAACGGAUUUCCUGCAUCACGAUGGAACGAUCAACACGCUUGUCUUUUCCAACGAUGGUAGUUAUCUGUUCGCUGGAAGCAACGAUGGUAGUAUGAGUGCCAUCAGCAUGGCAAAGAUGUCCGUUGUUAAAUCAUGGACAAGGGCACACAAAUCUGCAGUUCAAUGUAUUUCCAUUCACCCUCAAGGUAAAAUGGCUUUAAGUUUAGGAUCGGACAUGACCCUCAAAACAUGGGAUCUAGUAACAGGUCGAACACUAUUCACGACAGCAUUGAACAAAAAUGCCAAGUACGGGCAUGUUCUGAUUGAUGUGCAAUGGUCUCCGGAUGGUGAACAUUUCGCCUUGCUUGGGAACCGUGUGGUAGAUAUCAUUAGCAUCGAUACAACACGCUCGAUUCGAACGAUAGAACUAGAAUCGAAACCCUGUACGAUGUGUUGGCUAUCACGCGAAGAAAUUGCCGUUGGUUUAGAGAACGGAGUACUGAUGAUGGUCAAUGUUCAUCAGGAGAAGCAACAGGAAAAAUUGCAGAUUUACGAUUCUCGCAUAAAAGCAUUUGCUAUACUUGGCGAUUAUAUCGCAACAGCUUCAAGCGCUGGGGACGUUUCACUGUGGCAGCUAAGCGAUACUGAUUUCAUUCAAAUAUGCACGCAACAAAUCGGGUGUCGUCCGAUAUGCUUGACACUGACGAAGAGCACUGGCAAAUCUUUGCACGAAACUUAUCUGCUAAAAAAAGAUAAAACUCCGCAGAAUUUGGACUCAGCAAAGGGCGAAGCUAACCAAUUUACACGAAGCGUUGCUUCGAAAGUAGCGAAAGAGCUCGCCUGGGUUAGCGUUGAAAAGGAGGAUCCUGUUGAAUUGGCAGCGUUGAAGCAACUGAGUGGUCGGUCUAUCAACAAGCGAAAAUCUUUUGUGCUGAGAAAAAGUGUGUCAAAAAAAUCAACCACACGUACUGUUUACAAAUCAAACGGUUUUGUAGAAGAAACAAUAAAUGAAAGCGUGGUUCCCAGCAAAGCAAGCAAGAUUGGUAAAGCAGGCAAGAAGAGAAAAUCAAUUAAAUGAUUAUUGCCUGAAAUGAAAAUAAUUUACGAACCGGGUACAAGAAC
Anopheles nili is the source of this 1325-nucleotide messenger RNA. Its product is annotated as p21-activated protein kinase-interacting protein 1-like. The record is from RefSeq and is a predicted model, not a curated record. Gene Ontology annotation, molecular function: protein binding. The transcript is spliced from 2 exons. The coding region runs from base 1 to 1281 and encodes 426 amino acids. NCBI's taxonomy places the organism in Eukaryota, Metazoa, Arthropoda, Insecta, Diptera, Culicidae.